Cylicocyclus nassatus is the source of this 447-nucleotide messenger RNA. Lineage: Eukaryota; Metazoa; Nematoda; Chromadorea; Rhabditida; Strongylidae. The record is from the annotation of a GenBank genome assembly.
AUGAUCAAGGUUAUUUUUGUCCUAUUCUGUGUUUUAAAUGCAUUCGCAUGGGCUGAAUCAGCAGAAGAUGCUAAUAUAGACCAGCUUAUGGCACGAGUAUACAGAUCGGUACUACUUAAAUCUAAGCGAAGUCCAUCAAUGGGUCUAUCACUAGCAGAAUAUAUGGCAAAUCCAGCCGGAGGAGACAAUUUUCACUUCAUACCAUCUGGCCGAAAGUAGACAAUAUUGGCCUUCUACUAAAAAAAAUAACACUCUUGACAGGCAGGAUAUAGUUUUCAUAUUCAGCUUGUCUUCUUUGCUCCUCUAACAUUACCCCAUUUAUGAGCGUUACCAUUGUUCAGUCACCAGCGCCGCGUUGCACUAUUUUCAACCAGAAAUCUCUUUGAUAGAAAUAUUGCCCAAUAAAGUGAUGAUUGGUUAUUAUGUGUUGAGAUUACAAUAAAAAAU